AUGGCACGUUUACUCCUGACCCCCAAGCCAACAUCACGCAUCCUUUUGGCUUCCAAUCGUCUCCCAAUCACAGUGAAGCGGUCUGAAGAGGGUGAGUAUGUAUUCUCCAAUGGAUCUGGUGGCUUAAUCACCGGGCUUCAUGGGCUUUCGAAGGCUACCACAUUCCAGUGGUAUGGCUGGCCAGGGCUUGAAAUACCAGACGCAGAAACUGCCUAUGUUUCUGCACGACUGAAGGAAAAAUUCGGGGUGAUUCCGGUGUAUCUCAACGAAGCACUCGCCGAGCUGUAUUAUAAUGGCUUCUCCAGUAGGAAAGCACUCUCUCAUUUCACCAUAUUCGUUGACAGGAUGGCAGAUUCUAUUCUUUGGCCAUUGGUGCAUUAUCAUCCCGGCGAGAUAACUUUUACGGAAGCCGGUUGGGAGGCUUACAAAACAGCUAAUCGAAAAUUUGCUCAAGUACUUGCUAAAGACGUUGAGGACGGUGAUCUUGUUUGGAUCCAUGAUUACCAUUUGAUGCUUCUUCCAGAGAUGCUUCGUGAAGAGAUAGGGCCAGAGAAAUACAUUAAGAUUGGCUUCUUCCUCCAUACACCAUUCCCAAGCUCCGAGAUAUACCGUAUACUUCCGGUCCGCAGCGAGAUCUUAAACAGCGUGUUACAUGCCGACCUCAUAGGCUUUCACACUUGCGAUUACUCCAGACACUUCUUGAGCGCCUGCUCUAAUAUCCUGGGUGCAAGUACAACCACACGCACGGUAACGUACAACGAGAGGACGGUCGGAGUCGGCGCCUUUCCAAUAGGCAUAGAUCCCGAACGGUUCCGUGAGACUCUUGCUACCCCACAGGUCCAGCGACGCAUUGCGGAGCUUCAGGAGGAAUUCGAAGGCAAGAAGGUCAUGGUCGGCGUUGAUAGAAUGGACUAUGUCAAAGGUCUGCCACAAAAGCUGCGAGCAUUCGAGAUCUUCCUUGAAGAACACCCCGAGUUCGUUGGGAAGGUGAAAUUCAUUCAAAUCGCAGUCCCGUCUCGGGGCGAUGUUGAAGAGUAUCAAAACCUCAGAGCCGUUGUCAAUGAAUUAGUCGGUCGUAUCAACGGGAGAUUUGGAACAUUUGAGAAGACGCCCAUUCAUUUCAUGCAUCAAUCCGUAGCUUUCCCCGAGCUCUUAGCAUUGUAUGCUAUCUCUGACGUCUGCUUCGUCGCUUCAACACGAGAUGGGAUGAACCUCGUUUCCUUUGAGUACAUAGCUUGUCAACGUGAGCGGCGUGGUACACUUAUUCUCUCGGAGUUCGCAGGCAGCGCAAAGAGCUUGACCGGAUCACUCAUUGUCAAUCCAUGGAAUGUGUACGAAAUGGCCCGAGCAAUCUAUGAAGCCUACCACAUGGAGCCAGACGAGAGAAAAGACCGAUACGAGAAGAUGGACGGGUAUGUGGAAAAGUUCACUAGCGCCUUUUGGGGCAAGACUUUUAUAGAUGCGCUCACAAAGGUAGGCAAAGAUGAGCCAGUGAUGGAAGAUAGACUUUGGAUGAACCCUAAGGAACGUAGUAUUGAUUGGCGAAGUUACGAUGGGCAGUAA
Bacidia gigantensis is the source of this 1563-nucleotide messenger RNA. RefSeq lists its product as uncharacterized. The coding region runs from base 1 to 1563 and encodes 520 amino acids. The transcript has 4 exons. Gene Ontology annotation, biological process: trehalose biosynthetic process; cellular response to heat. Gene Ontology annotation, cellular component: alpha,alpha-trehalose-phosphate synthase complex (UDP-forming); cytosol. NCBI's taxonomy places the organism in Eukaryota, Fungi, Ascomycota, Lecanoromycetes, Lecanorales, Ramalinaceae. Gene Ontology annotation, molecular function: alpha,alpha-trehalose-phosphate synthase (UDP-forming) activity. The record is from RefSeq and is a predicted model, not a curated record.